Messenger RNA from Melanaphis sacchari, 1796 nucleotides. RefSeq names its product hyaluronidase-like. Gene Ontology annotation, biological process: defense response; hyaluronan catabolic process; carbohydrate metabolic process. Lineage: Eukaryota; Metazoa; Arthropoda; Insecta; Hemiptera; Aphididae. The coding region runs from base 68 to 1357 and encodes 429 amino acids. Gene Ontology annotation, molecular function: hyalurononglucosaminidase activity. The record is from RefSeq and is a predicted model, not a curated record. The transcript is spliced from 6 exons.
GAGUGCGUUUUUAAUAGAUGAAUCGAGACGGAAAAGUGUGCGUUUAGUUGCAUAACGUCUUUUGGAAAUGACGCGCUGCCGCUCAUGGUCGAAGCGUCUCCUACGGCCGUCACAGGUACCUGAACCAGUCGUUACUGCCGCCGUCUUGUGUUCGUUGCUGAUUUUCCUUGUGCACGUGCCGUCCACCAGAUCCUUCAGUAUUUCAUGGUUGUUUGACGAUAGUACAUACAGGGGACUUUUGUAUCCUAAGUACGACGACGAUUAUACAUCGAACGACGAAAGCAUAGCGGACGAGAUCAACGAUGUGUUAGACGAGUUUCGCAUAUACUGGAAUGUGCCCACAUUCCAGUGUCACAAGUUUGGGUAUAAAUUUAAUGAAGUGGCUGAAUGGGGCAUACAGCAGAACGUCGACGAUAACUUUCGCGGUGACAAGAUCAGUUUGCUCUACGAUCCGGGACUAUUUCCGGCCCUAAUGCAAAGUGGUGGUUCCCGGAACGAUCAUGUGGUUAGGAACGGUGGUGUACCUCACGAGGGUAACCUUACUAAGCAUCUAGAAAUAUUUACUAAAGACCUAAUCACCAAGUUAGUACCGGACCCAAGUUUUUCGGGAUUAGCUAUUAUUGAUUUUGAACAUUGGCGUCCUAUGUUUGAAGAAAAUUUUGGAUCAUUAUCAUUAUAUAAAGAUUAUUCCAUGGAAAUUGAGAAAUAUAACCAUCCGUAUUGGCAAAAAGAAGAUCUCCAAAGAGAGGCUUCUAGAAAAUUUGAAAAAGCAGCUACACAAUUCUUAAAACGAACUCUUCAAGUUGCAAAGUCAUUAAGACCAAAUGCCAAUUGGGGGUAUUAUGGAUAUCCAUUUUGUUACAACUACACACCAAAGAAUGAUCAAGCAAAAUGUUCAUCAAAUGUGAUGAAGAAUAAUGAAAAAUCAAAAUGGUUAUUUGAAGAAAGUACAGCUAUUUAUCCAUCUUUAUAUUUUAAAUACGAAAAUAUGAGUUCAGAAAAGAGAUCUAAGUUUAUGCAAGGCAGAAUGGUAGAAGCAAUACGUGUGGGGAAAAUGAGCAAUUCAAAAACAUUUAUUUAUCCAUACACAUGGAUAAAAUAUUAUGACACAAAACAAUUUGUAGAGAAGGCCGAUCUGAUGAAUUCGUUUUCAAUACCAAAGAAAAAUUAUGCAUCCGGUGUGAUCAUUUGGGGAGCUUCCAACGACGUAAACAGCGAAAAGAAAUGCAAAGCAAUGCACAACUAUUUGACUGGAGUUCUCGGGCCUACGCUAAAAACGUUUUAUAAGAGCAACAGGAAAACGAUUCAGAGAAAAAGAAGAGCGAAGAUUGACAGUAUAUUCGAUUACUUCUUAUAAACUCCCGCCGAAGUACUGUCGCUGGAUAGCCUCUUUAAUUCACGCACAUCAACCAAAAUAAUAAUAAUGUUAUUAUGUAAAUUAUGCUUAUACUAAUACCAAUUAUUAUUAUUAUUAUUAUUAUUAUUAUUAUUAUUAUUACUGUGAAACUAUCAGUUAAGCUUAUUGUACCAUACGUGUAUAGAUUGUUAAAUAGUCUUUAUUAAAAAUAAUAAUAAAAAAAACUUCUUAUAAAAACUAAAUCAAAUUAAUUUGAGAGGCCAUAAAAAGAGUUAUUUAAGGGCAAUCUAUAGUAUUAUAUACAUUUAUUUACACUGAUUACAUACUAUGCAAAGUAUUUAUUAACACCCCAGAGUUACCUAGAUUUGUAAACGAAGUAUGAUUACAGUUUCGUACUAUCAUUUUAUUAGAUAAUAAUGUUAUGUGUAUAUACUAAAUA